GCUGGGUCCCCUCCGGUGUCGAUCGUAAGCACUUGGUUUAGCCAAGAAAAUUACGCUGACUAUAAAAACAAAUUUAAAACACCAUUCUUCAGUCAGUUGCAGUAGUUUGAGCUGAGUGACAACAGCUUACGUUCUUUUGGUAGGUGAUCGAGAGCCAGUUCACGUGCAGUGGGACUGUUAACUUUGUGAAGAUAUUGUUAACAGUCCAUUUUAGUUGAUUGAAAUGUCUAGCAAAUAAUUUCGCUAGAGAAGAGUUAAAAAAUCAGUAGGAACUGUGUAUAUUGCGUUAUACUAUAUGUUAAGUGACACCUCAAGUGUUUUAAACGAUUGUGUUAGAAGUGCUAGAAUAAAGUGAUUGAUUAAGAAUUUGAAAGCCAAAUAUUUGUUUGAGAAGUGGUGGUCAGAGACUUUGAGCAAAAUAACAUAACACGCAGAAAAAGAUUUUGUCUUUUUCCAUACAUCGAUCAAACCUUUACUGGUGUUAACGAAACAACAUGUCAGCAACUAUUGCGCAUACAGAUGGCCUCAAUAGUAGUGCCAACAUUAUUUCACCAAUCAACAUGUUCUACUUCCUGCUUACUCCUGCAUUAUUGCUGUGGUUUUUCUAUUGGCGUUUAUCACGACGCCACAUGCUAGAACUAGCUGAACGGAUACCUGGACCGAAAGGACUCCCUUUGAUUGGAAACGCCUUAGACCUUGUUGGCAGUUCGCACUCCGUGUUCCGCACAAUUAUCGAGAAGGGCAAGGAAUAUAACGAAGUGAUUAAAAUAUGGAUAGGACCGAAGCUAAUCGUCUUUCUAGUGGAUCCACGCGAUAUAGAAUUGCUUCUUAGCAGCCAUGUUUACAUUGACAAAUCCCCUGAAUACCGCUUCUUUAAGCCCUGGCUGGGCAACGGACUUCUUAUAAGCACCGGACACAAAUGGCGUCAACAUCGCAAACUGAUUGCCCCUACUUUCCAUCUGAACGUACUUAAGAGCUUUAUUGAUUUAUUCAAUGAAAACUCUCGUCUUGUAGUAAAGAAGAUGCAGAAAGAGAAUGGGAAAGUCUUUGACUGUCACGACUAUAUGAGCGAAUGCACAGUAGAAAUUCUUCUAGAAACUGCAAUGGGAGUAUCCAAAAAGACACAAGAUCAAUCUGGAUAUGACUACGCAAUGGCCGUGAUGAAAAUGUGCGAUAUUCUGCAUCUGCGCCAUCGUAAAAUGUGGUUGUACCCAGAUCUAUUUUUCAACCUUACUCAGUACGCUAAAAAACAAGUUAAAUUGCUCAAUACCAUUCAUAGUUUGACAAAAAAGGUUAUUCGCAACAAGAAGGCAGCCUUUGAUACCGGUACACGUGGCUCUUUGGCUACAACUUCAAUCAACACAGUCAAUAUUGAGAAAUCCAAGAGUGAUAGCACCAAGACAAACACAGUGGAAGGCCUCUCAUUUGGUCAAUCAUCCAACCUGAAAGAUGAUUUGGACGUAGAAGAGAACGAUGUAGGCGAAAAAAAACGAUUGGCUUUCUUGGACCUUUUACUUGAAAGCGCAGAAAAUGGUGCACUUAUUUCGGACGAGGAGAUAAAAAACCAAGUGGAUACGAUUAUGUUCGAAGGCCAUGAUACUACGGCAGCUGGUAGUAGCUUCUUCCUUUCGAUGAUGGGUGUGCAUCAACAAAUUCAGGAUAAAGUUAUCCAAGAAUUGGACGAAAUUUUCGGAGAAUCAGACCGUCCAGCCACAUUCCAGGAUACACUAGAAAUGAAAUAUCUAGAACGGUGCCUUAUGGAAACUCUACGCAUGUAUCCGCCAGUACCUAUAAUUGCUCGUUCGCUAAAGCAAGAUCUAAAAUUAGCUUCGAGUGAUAUCGUAGUUCCUGCCGGAGCUACCAUCACAGUAGCCACCUUUAAACUUCACCGCUUGGAAUCGAUCUACCCUAACCCUGACGUUUUUAACCCUGAUAAUUUCCUUCCCGAAAAGCAAGCAAAUCGCCAUUAUUAUGCAUUCGUCCCAUUUUCUGCAGGUCCAAGAAGUUGCGUUGGACGUAAAUAUGCUAUGUUAAAGCUAAAGAUAAUUUUGUCCACUAUCCUGCGCAAUUUUCGCGUUUAUUCCGAUCUAAAAGAGGAAGAAUUCAAGCUGCAGGCCGACAUCAUUUUGAAGCGCGAGGAAGGAUUUCAGAUCCGGCUUGAACCACGUCAACGCAAAUCGAAGACAUUAUGAGGAUUGGACGUUUACAGAGCAUGCAAACUUCAUUGUUAUUUUAUACUUUACUAUGUAGACAUUUGUUUAUGAUAUGAUAACUCAUUGAAAGUUAUUAUUACAAGUAACAUUUUUUAUUUUUGUUCACUGGAAAAGCAUUGAGUUAAUAUAUUAUUUCUUUUUCACAUUUUAAAUGGGAAUACAUUCGCAUGAAUAAAAUUGUGAUUGUGUUCAAACAAUAAAUAAAAUAGGGAUACUCGGAUGUCAAUAAAGGUUGGGGAUAACUUUUUGUGAAGGUUCGAAAAAAAUCGAAUAUAAUAAUGUUUAUAAAGCAAACAUUAUAUUCUAUCAAUAAAACAAAAUGGAUCGUCAGUGAUAAUUAUUUAAAAUAUAAGAUUGAAUGAUAUGCGUAGGACAGGUCUCUUCAUUUAUUUCAGGCCUUUGUUACUUUUUUGUACCAUUCACUCCAUCUACGAUUUUUACUCUUUAUGCUGCAUUUUCAUUUUCACUCCGAAAAAACACCAAAAGAUCAAUAAAGUUAUUUGUCAUAAACAUUA
This is a messenger RNA of Anopheles arabiensis, 2728 nucleotides long. It is a transcript of the gene Cyp4g15, whose product is annotated as cytochrome P450 4g15. Gene Ontology annotation, molecular function: oxidoreductase activity, acting on paired donors, with incorporation or reduction of molecular oxygen; monooxygenase activity; iron ion binding. The record is from RefSeq and is a predicted model, not a curated record. Lineage: Eukaryota; Metazoa; Arthropoda; Insecta; Diptera; Culicidae. The coding region runs from base 495 to 2192 and encodes 565 amino acids. The transcript is spliced from 6 exons.